AUUAUUAUGUGGCAACCACAGCGUUGUGCCAAAAAGAAGGAAUUUUUAAAUACUGCAAGCCGCGGACUGAAAUCAACAGACAUCGUCCAAAAAUGACUUCUGCAUCGAAUUUAGCGAAUAUAUAUGCAACAUUGUUAAGGAAAUAUGAUAAUAAUUACAUGAUCACUUAUGCAGCCAGCCCAUCGUAUAUCAACAAUGUAAUUGGUCCACAUGAAAAUGCUGGGAAGGUUGUGCUAUUUUAUAUUGAGGAUCGUUCGAAAGCCAAACCUAUGAACUUUAUGUCUCCAUCAAAAUUAAAAAUUGGCAAAUCUCCAGAUGACUUGGAUUUGACGGGUAGUCCAUUGAAAGAUGACUGUGAAGUGGAUGCCAUUGCCGAUAUGUCGCUGGAUUUGAAUUUAAUUGCCACAAAUCCAUGGAAAAUGGAAGAAGAAUAUCAUAAAGGCAUACCGGUUGAGAAGGCAAGAUCUAUUAUCUGUGGCUCUGAAUUUCAACGUAGUCCCGCCGCAAAAGAUGCCCACGGCUCAGUGUGGUUUCUUUGUUCUGGUGCAGAUGCUGCGAAAACUCUGCUCUUGCAAUACGAAUUUUCACCACAGCAUGCAGUUCGUGGCAUUAUAACUUACAUGGGUGUUGUACCUUCGUACUGUGUUACAACCCAGAGUCUAUUGCAACAACAUUAUUCCCUGAUUGGUAAAGGAUCAAUGGUAAAAACUCAUAUUGAAAAUACCUAUCAUGUGAAAUCGAAUAUAUCAUUAAAGUGUUCAUGGUCGACGGCUUCGAUGGUACCAUCACUUAUUGAUUUGAAUACUUGUGAGGUAACAUUGACACAAACCUAUCGUUUGAGUGAAUCGUCUUCUUCGACAGAGGUUUUCAUAAAUCAAUUAAGAAUUUUAACGACAAUUCGUGAUGAUAUUUUGUCGUACAAGCAAGCCGAAAGUGCUGACAUUUCAAAGGAUCCGAUAUACAGAUGUGGCAUAGGCAUCGAAAUGGGCGAACUGCGUGAAAAUAUCAACAAAGUUAUGACCGAAAUAUCGGAAAUUGAUUCUAACAGUGGAGCCGAACGUGAUAUUGAAGAUGUCAUACAAAGUGCCAAAACAAGACGCUUAUCAGAUCUAACUGACAAGUUAUGGGAUAUUUUAAAAAGAUGCUCUUCCUACAAAGAUUUAAAAAUGGCAUUCAAUAUUUUAUUUCAAUGUGCUGCCCGUUGUAAUAUUGUGAAUACACCAACAAAUAAAAACCGCUUGGCUGAAAUUAUAACCGAAGUUGCCAAUCGCCGUUUGGCCAUACCAUGUCUUUCGGGGUCUGAGCCAUUGGAGCUGCUAUUGGAAAUUGGGUUGGAAAAAUUAUAUAAAGAUUAUGAAUACAUAUUCGUGGAGAGUAAAAUAUGCAGUGCCAAUGAUUUGAAAAAUAAAGGCGCUGCCCAAGAGAAUAAGGAAAACUCAUCUGCCGUACCAAAUGUUCGAAAAUCUUUACGCAAUGCUGUAUUGCAGGACAGUGCUGCUAUGCGUAAAACCCUGCUCCACAACGAUGUCAAAAGCAAUGUAAACAUCAUGAAAAAUGAUGUGAUAGGUUUUAAGAAUAGUAAUUUUGAUGAAAACGAAACAGCUAAGAUACUUUCAAAAUUACUACAAAUCCAUUGUACAUUAGAACAUUUACUAAUGAUUCACAUCCACUUGAACAUAAGCAGCGUUUACUAUGAAGUGUGCGAUCAGCUUUUACGUAAACCACCACGAAUUAUUGAUUCAAUAAAUGAUUCGUUGGUAGAUGAAAUGGAAAUUCAAUUGUCGGCUCACUAUAUUCGUGAACAUUUAGAGGGUAAAGAUCCACAUUCUCGGAGAAUUACAAUGAAAUCGAAAAAUAAGUUACGCGAAGUCAAGUCUACGUUCUACUACAACAUGGAGAAUAUUUUCCCGCCCAAUAUUUCCGAGUGUUUUGGGGCCGAAGAUAAGGAGUAUAGUAAAGAAAAUGUCUACUAUAGUUGGUUAUAUCGCAAAAUUACCACAAUUAAAAUGUAAUAUUUUAUUUAUUUUACUCUUUUUUUUAAUUCUAUGUUAUAGAUUUGCAAAUAAGUUUUUUAAUUCGCGAACAAUCUGUCUAUAUUUUUACCAUUUUUUGCAUGUUAAAAUUGAAAUAAAAAUAAACAAAUUAUUUAAAAAAAAAACAAAACUUGACAGAAUUUUCAAAAUAUAAUCAAUUUAAAAAGUUAUACAAGGCCAAGUCUUGGCUCUACUACAACAUGUAGAAUAUGUUCCCUAGUGUUUUUUUUUUUUUUUUUUUUUUUUUUUUUUUUUGGCCGUAGACAAGGAAUGUAACAAGGAAAAUGUAUAUUUGUCUUUGAAUCUUGCUUUUCUAAAUGUGUAUAAAAAAAAAAAUAAUAAAGAAACAGUCUAUAAAUAUAA
This is a messenger RNA of Musca domestica (house fly), 2396 nucleotides long. It is a transcript of the gene Zwilch, whose product is annotated as protein zwilch. Gene Ontology annotation, biological process: mitotic spindle assembly checkpoint signaling; protein localization to kinetochore. Bases 93 to 2012 code for a protein of 639 amino acids. NCBI's taxonomy places the organism in Eukaryota, Metazoa, Arthropoda, Insecta, Diptera, Muscidae. The transcript has 6 exons. The record is from RefSeq and is a predicted model, not a curated record. Gene Ontology annotation, cellular component: RZZ complex.